AUGUAUGCCCUCCGCCCCUCCUUUGUGUCCCAGAACUUCCCCUGGGCUCCGGCAUUCACGGAAAAAAACCUUCCGGAUCUCUCUGGUCGCGUCUACAUCGUCACGGGGGCAAACACCGGAGUCGGCCGCGAGCUCACUCGCAUACUCUAUGGAGCUAACGCUAUUGUCUAUCUGGCCUGCCGUUCCGAGACUAAGGGCCGCCAGGCCAUAGAAGAGCUCCAACUGGCAGCCACUCCCACUCACGGCCGUCUCGAGUUCCUGCUGCUCGACUUGGCCGACCUGCGAAGCAUCAAGCCUGCGGUCGAUGUCUUUCUCGCGCGCGAGUCACGCCUCGACGUGCUGUUCAACAACGCCGGCGUCCUAGUGCCGCCCGAGGACGAGCCCAGGACGGCGCAGGGCUACGACCUCGAGAUCGGGGUCAAUUGCUUGGCGCCUUUUUUGUUCACCCGCCUGCUGACACCCAUGCUGGCAGCAACGGCCAGGUCUGGCGAAACGACGCCUCCCGGCAGCGUCCGCGUUGUCUGGGUUUCGUCCAUCGCCGCCGAAAUGUCGGACACUGGCGGCAUCGACGUUGUCAACCUGCCUGCUACCACCCCUUCUUCACCCAUCUUUCUUGCAAAGUACGCUGCCAGCAAGGCAGGAAACUAUCUGCAUAGCACCGAGUUUGCUCGCCGGCACCGUGUCGACGGCAUCGUUAGUAUCGCCGCCAACCCCGGCAACCUCGAUUCCGACCUCUACCGCAACUCUGACAACAAGGCUGGCCUUUUGCAUACGCUCGUCAUGAAGGCCUUUGUCCGCUUCAUGCUGUACCCUUCCGUCUACGGCGCCUACACGGAGCUGUUUGCCGGUCUGUCGCCAGACGUCACGCUGGACAAGUCUGGUGGAUGGAUCGGCCCGUGGGGCCGCUUCCUCAGCAUGCGCAGUGACAUUCUCCAUAAUGCCCAGCCCAAGUCCGAGGGAGGUGGCGGUGGCGGCGAGGCAUUCUGGGACUGGAGCGAGGAGCAGGUGAAGCUGUUCAUGUGA
Grosmannia clavigera kw1407 is the source of this 1023-nucleotide messenger RNA. Its product is annotated as short chain dehydrogenase reductase. NCBI's taxonomy places the organism in Eukaryota, Fungi, Ascomycota, Sordariomycetes, Ophiostomatales, Ophiostomataceae. The record is from RefSeq and is a predicted model, not a curated record. The transcript has 2 exons. The coding region runs from base 1 to 1023 and encodes 340 amino acids.